ACUUUUAUGAAACACGAUUUCGGCAUACUGUAAAAUGAGUCGUCCUCAGAGUCUGUGCUAGUAUUAAAAUUAUUAUUUAAAAUAUAUAUAUUUUGUUUUAAGUGUUAAUAAAUAAUAAUGUUUUAUAAGUGUUUGUUGUUUUUGCUUUUGGGCGCACUUAACGCUUCGAGAGUUAACUGGCGGAGUUCGUCGUCCUCUACAUCAGCAUCGUGUACCCUGCCGGAGCUGAAGCAUGGCCGGGUGGUGGUGAGAGGAUAUCGCGGGAAACUUAUCAAGUUCAUUUGCGAGAAACGAUACGAGCUGGCUGGGAACAAGUACGCCACCUGCCGGGACAAAAACUGGGAUGUACCUAUCCCGGUCUGUAUACGGCCUGGAUGUGCUCGGCCGAAUUUUGAAAAUGGUAUCCAGAUCCCCACGAGUAACGGAGCUUGGGUGACACACUUCUGUCUCCCGGGAUACAAGCUGGUGGGAUCUUCGGUCAUUUACUGUAACGGAAGACAGUGGAACGCUACACCUCCGAUAUGUAUUGACUCGUCAGAAGAUAGUUCUCCAGCGUUAAGCUGUGACUUCGAGGAGCCAGAUCUCUGCGGCUGGACUCAGGACGAGAUGCACGACUUCGACUGGACCAGGUUCAAUAAGAAAACCCCGAGUUCGUUCCUAUUGACCGGACCUUCUUAUGACCACACCAUCGGAAAAAACGGUUCGGGUUAUUAUAUGUACAUCGAGAGUACAUCGCGUCUUAAGAACGACACCGCCAGGUUCAUGUCACCGGUCUACAGCCAGAGCCUGUCUGAAGACGGCUGCUUCUCGUUCUUCUAUCACAUGUUCGGAAACACGAUCGGUGGUCUCCGCGUGUACCAAAAACCCGACAAACUUCCAAUGGCUGUCUUACUCAACUUGAGUGGUUCCCAAAGAGAUCAGCACAUCUUGUUCGAGAAGUGGGGCAACCAAGGUGACCAGUGGUACAGCUCCGUAUCAGAUUUAAGGAACCUGGGGGAUAACUUUCAGAUCAUCAUCGAAGGUAUCCGUGGGACCAGCUUCACCAGUGACAUAGCCAUCGACGACGUCGCUAUACUCCAAGGAGAGAACUGCACCGCCGCCAAGAACAGGGCCACCACACCAUCCACAGCUUACAUGCCGGAGUCCUGUCAGGGUCGUUGCAUGGAACCCUCGACCAGCUUGUGUGGCUGCACCUACAGCUGCCUCACUGACGAAGACUGCUGUCACGACUUCUUCGAGUUGUGCGUCUUUAAGCAAGAUUUAACAACCACCACAGACGAUAUCGUGGUGGCGAACAGUUCGUAUGACAGACCUCAAAAACAGAAACUGAUAGCAUCUCCCCCAGACUCUACUUUAAGUACAACUACAUCGACUACUUCUACUACAACCACCACAACUACGAUGAAGACUACCUUAACAACCAGGACUACAACAACUCCCAAACCUACAACUACUUCUACAUCCACAACAACAACUACUACUACACGCAAACCUACAACAGUUCCCAAAACUACUACAACAUCUAAACCUGCAACAACUAGAAAACCUCAAACCACUACACAGAAAACCACAACAAUAGCGCCCAAACCAAUCCGACCCAAUAAACCCAAACCAAUCCGACCCAAUAAACCCGAACCACCAACACCCAACAAACCUACACCUACUACCAUCAAAACAUCUACUACAACAUCGACCAGUACUUCUACUACAACUUCUACAACUACAUCAAGCCCAUCGACAUCCUCUGUUCGAGUAACUCCUGUCCUGGAACAUGGAAUAUCCAGAACGAUAGAAAACCACAACCAAUACCACGAGAUGGUAGAAAAGGCUAAGAAGGAACAAAAAAUAGAAGUCAGAAGGCUUCAUAAUAUGAGCAAGGAAGAAAACCAAUCAUCAGGCUGGAGGGUGGUGCUUAUAAUACUAGGUACUAUCAUAUGUGUCGCUAUCGUGUCGUGGACGGUGGUCGUGUCGCGGUCGGCCCGCGGCCGUCUCGCUAUAGCCAGGUUCAGGGGUCGCUGCAGCCAAGAUCCAGAAGUUAGAUAUCUCUCCACAGAUGUUGAUGAUGAUUAAAUGAUAUCGUUUUGAUAAAA
Molecule: messenger RNA, 2090 nt
Organism: Danaus plexippus (monarch butterfly)
Lineage: Eukaryota; Metazoa; Arthropoda; Insecta; Lepidoptera; Nymphalidae
Gene: Scr-c
Exons: 10
Coding region: 118-2070 (650 amino acids)
Cellular component (GO): membrane
Source: RefSeq, a predicted model, not a curated record